AGUAUCAAAUAUUCAUACAUAUGAUGUAUUGGACGAUAACGAUUGAAGGUGGUCCAAGACGUGUUAAUCAUGCAGCAGUGGCGUUGAAUGAUAAAAUUUAUUCAUUUGGUGGUUACUGCUCUGGUGAACUUUAUGAUGGCAGUCAACCAGUUGAUGUACACGUUUUAGAUACCGGAAAUUACCGUUGGCGCAAGCUAUCGGUACAAACGAAUAGUAGCGAAACUGCUUAUCCGUCUGUAUCACAGAAUAACUGGCCAUAUCAACGGUAUGGGCAUGCAGUUGUUGAAUAUGAGGGUAAAGCUUAUUUGUGGGGCGGACGAAAUGACGAAUUUGGUGCAUGUUCCAAGAUGUACUGCUUUGAUCCAGAAGCGAGGUCAUGGUCAAUCAUUCCAUGUGAAAGUGAAGCACCACCGGCACGUGAUGGACAUAGUGCAGUGGUUGUCGGUGAUCUGAUGUACAUGUUCGGUGGUUUUGAAGAAGUUUCACAGAGGUUCAGUCAAGAAACUUUUGCUUAUAAUUUCAAGCAGAGAAAAUGGUACGAAUUGAAGACAACGGGUGAAUUGCCUCAGUGGCGAGAUUUUCAUACAGCUUGUGUCAUUAAUAAGAAAAUGUAUAUAUUUGGUGGGCGUAGCGAUUUGCAAGGUGCAUUUCACAGUUCACGAGAUUAUUAUUCUGAUGUACUCAAAGUGUUGAAUUUGAAGACGGGUCGUUGGGAAGAUCCGAAAGUGACUGGUGAUUGUCCAUGUGGUCGACGGAGUCAUAGUGCUUGGGUUCGCAAUAAUAAGAUGUAUAUAUUUGGUGGGUAUUUGGGUACGGAAAAUCGACAUUUAAACGAAUUGCAUGAAUUUGAUCCUGCAACAUCGUGCUGGCGCCGUUUGAAACCAUUCGGCAUUGGCCCUUCACCGAGACGACGACAAUGUGCGGUUGUCGUUGGCGAGCGCGUUUUCCUGUUUGGUGGUACGAUGCCUUCUAGUUCAAAGAAAAUGGAUCCUGUACAUAGCGGCCUGUGCGACCUCUCUGAUCUUCAUGUACUUGAUUACGCGCCAACUUUGAAAGACCUUUCUGCCAAUGCUGUUUUACGAAAUGGGUUGAACGAAAGAUUUGCUGAUCUGAUUCCAAUUGAUCUGAAGCACGAUCUUUGGAUGAUGACACAGCCAAACAAAAUAACUCUCACUCGAUAUGAUGAUAGCAUUUCCCCAUCCAGUUGAUCAUACUCUUUGAUUGUUUGAAUGUUUUUUAUACUGGAAGGAUUGAUGCUGUUUUCCGAUUUGAAAUCGAAAAUAAAUUGGA
Messenger RNA from Loa loa (African eye worm), 1290 nucleotides. RefSeq lists its product as hypothetical. The record is from RefSeq and is a predicted model, not a curated record. Lineage: Eukaryota; Metazoa; Nematoda; Chromadorea; Rhabditida; Onchocercidae. Gene Ontology annotation, cellular component: cytoplasm. Gene Ontology annotation, molecular function: protein binding; chromatin binding. The transcript is spliced from 9 exons. The coding region runs from base 21 to 1208 and encodes 395 amino acids.